AAACUCGCCCAAUGAGCGAAAAAACAGUAUUGGAAGCAGUGAGGUAAUUUCAUGUUGAGUUGAGGGAUUUCUUUCAUGUAGGGAGGAGGGGAGUAAUUGAAAAUGGGUGAUAGACAAGCCGUAGAUCAGCAGCAGCAGCUACAAUCUCCAUCGCAGCUGCAGCAGCAGCAGCAACAAGGAGCAGCAAGAGAAGACAUGAUUGGGUGUGUGAUGGCUUUAGAGGCGGCUUUGCUUCCAUGCUUGCCUGCCAGAGAGCUCCAGGCCAUUGACCGCUCUCCCCAUCCUUCUCAUCAGAUUGAUGUGGAGAGACAUGCCAGGGAUUUCAUGGAGGCUGCCAAAAAGCUUCAACUGUAUUUUAUUGGUCUGCAACGUGAAGAUCAACCAACCAUGUCUGAAACACUGAGGAAGGAUAUUGGUAUGAUGGAAGAAGAGUUGAAAGUAAAGGAUGAGCUGAUCAAGAGACAAGAGAGAUUGAUUCAAGGGUGGUGGAAGGAAUUGAAAGAUCAAGCGGAAAAACACAACACUGAAUUAGAGAGAGUGUAACAGAGCCUGUUAGCAUCAGACAUUUGGGAUGCCAAACCGGGAUCAAUAAUAUUUAUUUUUAUUCAAGUGCUUGCCCGGCAUUAUUUUA
Molecule: messenger RNA, 631 nt
Organism: Populus trichocarpa (black cottonwood)
Lineage: Eukaryota; Viridiplantae; Streptophyta; Magnoliopsida; Malpighiales; Salicaceae
Product: mediator of RNA polymerase II transcription subunit 28
Exons: 3
Coding region: 103-543 (146 amino acids)
Biological process (GO): regulation of DNA-templated transcription
Cellular component (GO): mediator complex
Source: RefSeq, a predicted model, not a curated record